Molecule: messenger RNA, 3351 nt
Organism: Brassica napus (rape)
Lineage: Eukaryota; Viridiplantae; Streptophyta; Magnoliopsida; Brassicales; Brassicaceae
Product: probable disease resistance protein At1g59620
Exons: 5
Coding region: 212-2989 (925 amino acids)
Biological process (GO): defense response to other organism
Molecular function (GO): ADP binding
Source: RefSeq, a predicted model, not a curated record
CUUGUACUAUUAGGCCCUUAUCUUUUCAGCCAAAAUGUAAGUGGCUACAAUAGAUUCAUUCCUUAUCGUGAAUAAAUGGCUACACGUGAAUACAGCUGGUUUGUGUCGUUUGGUGUUGACUAAGAAUAAUCAGCUGAGUUCUAACUAAAACACAUUCGCAUAUUUUCUUUAUACAGAUCAGUUGGACGAAAAGCGAUUUUCAAGAGGAGACAUGGCUAAGGCAAUUUUACCAUUUGUAGUCGAGAGGCUUUGGAAACUACUUGUCAGAGAAACUGAGCGAUUUCAAGGAGUAGAAGAGCAGUUCGAGGGAUUAAAGAGUGAUGUUAAGAAGUUAAGGUUUUUUCUGGAAGAUGCAGAGGCCAAAAAACAUACAAGUGCAACAAUAAACAACACUAUCAAAGCGAUCAAAGAAAUAGUUUUGGACGCAGAAGAUAUAGUCGAAACCUUUCUUUUAAUGGAAGAACUCGGAAAUACAAGCGGCAUCAUGAACAUUGUAAGAAGACUUUAUUGGGUUAGUUUGGAACGCAGGGGACUUGCAAUGGAUAUGGAAGAUGUAAGUAAGAGGAUCUCUCUGGAGAUACACGAUAUGCAGAGUUCUGGCGUACAACAGGCCAUUGUCAGAGAAAGGUGUAUGUCUCCACCUUUCUCUGACAAUGACAAACAAAGAAAAACGUUUUAUAUCGUGGACGAAGAGCAACCUAUUGUUGGGAUGGAGAAAAACAUUGAGAUAUUGGUUGGCAAUUUGGUGGAGGAGGAUAGCAGUCAAGUGGUUGCUAUAACUGGGAUGGGUGGUAUUGGUAAAACCACACUGGCAAGAAAAGUUUUCAAUCAUGAGAAAAUAAAAAGACAUUUUCCAGGAUUGGCUUGGGUGUGUGUUUCACAACAGUUUGAAAGAAAGUGUGUCUGGCAGACAAUCUUGCGCCAACUCAGGCCAGAAUGCGAUGUGUCAAAGAUGAUGGUAGACGAACUUCUGGAGAAGAUUGCUCGAGUGUUGGAAACACAAAAGGCUUUGAUCGUCAUUGAUGAUAUAUGGAGAGAAGGAGACUGGGACCUAAUCAAGCCUGUCUUUCUGCUAAAUAAAGGAUGUAAGGUUUUACUUACUUCUCGCAAUGAGAGAGUGGCAUUACAUGCAGACGAACAAUGCAACCCCAUCAAACCAGAGUGCCUAACUUUUGAAGAAAGUUGGGUUCUUUUUCAAAGGAUGGCAUUUCCUAUUAAAGACACAGCUGAAUGUAAGAUUGACCAAGUCGGCAUGAAAGAAAUCGGCAUGGAGAUGCUUAAACAUUGUGGAGGCCUACCACUGGCUAUUAAGGUGUUAGGCGGGUUGUUACGUAAGAAGUACACAUUGCAUCAGUGGAAAAUGAUCCAAGAGAAUAUUAAAGCUCACAUAGUUAGAGGGACUGGCUUUGACGACGGAAAUAUCAAUAGGGAGGUUUAUGAUGUUUUGUAUCUGAGUUUCGAAGAGCUGCCUGCUUAUUUGAAGCAUUGCUUCCUUUACCUUGCUUGUUUCCCAGAAGAUUGUGAAAUAGAUGUGGAGACACUGUCCUAUUACUGGGCUGCAGAAGGAAUGGAUUUCGAUGGAGCGAGCAUUCGAGAGGUUGCAAAUGGAUACAUAGAAGAAUUGGUGAAGAGAAACAUGGUUAUUUCUAAAAGAGACGUUGUUACUUCAAGAUUUGAAACAUGUCAGUUGCAUGACAUGAUGAGAGAAGUGUGUUUGCGCAAAGCUGAAGAAGAGAAUUUCGUACAAACCAUUGGCACAUCAACUGCAAAUUCGAAAUCUCCUUGUAAAUCUCGUAGACUUUCUGUUAUACGUUGGCCUGAUGAAACAUUUAAUGUCGAUACGGAGGUGAAGAAUCCGAGCCUAAGAACUCUCUUGUUGAUCAAGUGCAGAAGAUGGAAGGCAACAAGUUUAUUCUUUACAAGGCAUAAGCUGAUGAGAGUGUUAGAUCUCUCUUAUGUGGAUUUUAAAGGAGGGAAGGUACCCUCUAGCAUCGGGAAGCUCAUCCACUUGAGAUAUCUUAGUUUAGUGUGGACAAAUGUAACUCAACUUCCUUCUUCUAUGCGGAAUCUGAAGAAGCUCCUCUAUCUAAACCUAGAUGUAUCUUGGAGAAAAUCAGUCUACAUUCCCAAUAUAUUGAAAGAGAUGCGAGAAUUGACAUUCUUGUGUUUGCCGAGGAUCUUGCAUCAUAAUAAUACAAAUUUGGAAUUGGAAAAUCUGGUCAAGCUAGAGACGUUGGAGAAUUUCUCCACAAAACAUGGGAGAGUGACAGAUCUACAGGGUAUGACGCGGCUCAGAUCUCUCUCUAUCUAUAUUAAAGUCGAGAGGUAUACUGUGGAAACUCUAUAUUCAUCUCUAGGUGAAAUGAGAUGCUUGGAGAAUCUUUUUAUACAUGGUUACAAGCUGUGUUCUCCCACAGAUGAUGAUGAAAUAGGAUUUGUUAGGGAGUUGGAGAUAUAUAUGCCAAGGUUACCUGAUGCGCAACACUUUCCUUCUCACCUUACAACAAUACAUCUAAAGGAGUGUUGUUUGAAGGAGGAUCCAAUGCCGAUUCUAGAGAAGUUGCUUCACUUGAAAGAGACUACUUUACAUGAUCGAUCUUUCUGUGGGAGGAGAAUGGUUUGCUCGAGGGAUGGGUUUCCUCAAUUGCAGAAGCUACAAUUUAUGGGACUACUGGAGUGGGAAGAGUGGAUAGUAGAAGAAGGCUCCAUGCCCUUUCUCCAUACUCUCUAUAUUGGCCACUGUCCAAAGUUAACUGAGCUUCCUGGUGGGAUGCGAUCUUUGAAGAGUCUGACCUUUUGGUUUAUGGGAAAGGGAUGGCAGAAGAAACUGUCGAAAGGAGGAAAAGAUUAUUACAAAGUGGAACACAUCCCUUUUGUUCAAUUAAAUUAUUACAAAGUCCAACACUUCCCUUAUGUGAGUCAGACAGCAGCUGAAGGAGACUCUCAGCAAUUACGGACUAUCAGUGGCAAACAGAGAAUUUACAAGUGAAACAUACUAGCACACUGACACGGUGAAGCUGUUUGACGAAGUGUCUAACUGAGACACUGGAUCUCCUGCAAUGCUUCAAGUUUGCCUAGAGAGAUAAAGAGAUGUAUUUUGGGAAGUGAAGCUGUUCAACGGAAGGUUCUCAUGUACCUCUGUUGACUGAGAGAGGUGAAAUAUGUUAAGAUUCUUAUAUUAGUUUUCUCUUUACUUGAAAUGAAAACGGGAUAUUGAGAUAUGUAUUAAGGAAGUGAGCACCUCGCAGCCGUUUUUGUUAAGAACCGAGUAAUAUGUUUACUCUAUCACACACACGGUCACACCUACUUGUUUCAUUUGAAAUAAAUAUUUAUUUUCUCACUUUUGAUGAA